GGUCGUGCGGGCGGAGCAGCUCCAGCGGCCGCGCCGGCACCGCAGCCCCGCGCCCGCACGGACACCCGCACCGGCAGCGCCGCCCGCACGGACACCGCCCGCCCGGCCCCGGCCGCGGCCCCGCGCAGCCGUGGAUCCCAGUUGGGCAGCUCUUCCUGAAGGUGCUUGGCAGCCAGCAGCCCCGUGGCUCUGAAGAGGCAGCCAGCUGCCCCCAGAUCACUGCAGCCAUCCUGCCACCCUCGUGGGAAGUGCCCGCCUGCCCGGGCCCCCCAAGACCCUGUCUCUAGCUGCGCUGGCGGGUGGCGCCGCCCCGCACCUGGCCGCGAUGGGGACUCUCUGAGCCGUGGACGCAGGCUUCUGGCUGGGUGUGGUGCCGCUCCUCCCAGACGAUGUGGCUGGCUCCGCGCCAAGGCCCCGCCACGUCCCCUGGACUCCCCGCGCCUGAGCUGGCGGCGGGCCGGGGCCUGCGCCUCGUCCUGGGCGUGCUGAGCCUGGCCGUGGUCGUGGCGCGCCUGGAGGGGCAGGCCUACUCUCCCACCGUCAACACACGCUAUGGGAAGCUACGCGGCGUGAGGGUGCCGCUGCCCAGCGAGAUCCUGGGGCCUGUGGACCAGUACCUGGGCGUGCCCUACGCGGCGCCGCCCGUCGGCGACAAGCGGUUCAUGCCCCCUGAGCCGCCUGCGUCCUGGUCGGGCAUCCGGAACGCCACGCACUUCUCGCCCGUCUGCCCCCAGAACAUCCACAGCGCCGUGCCCGAGAUCAUGCUGCCCAUCUGGUUCACCUCCAACCUGGACAUCGUGGCCACCUACAUCCAGGACCCCAACGAGGACUGCCUGUACCUCAACAUCUACAUCCCCACUGAGGACGUAAAGCGGAUUUCCAAGGAAUGCGCCCGAAAGCCCAACAAGAAAAUAUGUAGGAAAGGAGGAGCCAGCGCUAAGAAACAGGGCGAGGACUUAGCCGAUAAUGACGGGGACGAAGACGAAGACAUCCGGGACAGCGGGGCCAAGCCCGUGAUGGUCUACAUCCAUGGUGGCUCCUACAUGGAGGGCACCGGCAACAUGAUUGACGGCAGCGUCCUGGCCAGCUACGGCAAUGUCAUCGUCAUCACCCUCAACUACCGCGUCGGCGUGCUAGGGUUCCUGAGCACGGGGGACCAGGCUGCCAAGGGGAACUACGGGCUGCUGGACCAGAUCCAGGCACUGCGCUGGGUCAGUGAGAACAUCGCCUUCUUCGGGGGGGACCCCCUGCGCAUCACUGUCUUCGGCUCCGGCAUUGGCGCCUCCUGCGUCAGCCUGCUCACCCUGUCCCACCACUCUGAAGGGCUGUUCCAGAGGGCCAUCAUCCAGAGCGGCUCGGCACUCUCCAGCUGGGCCGUGAACUACCAGCCAGUGAAGUACACGAGCAUGCUGGCAGACAAGGUGGGCUGCAAUGUGCUGGACACGGUGGACAUGGUGGACUGUCUGCGCCAGAAGAGUGCCAAGGAGCUGGUGGAGCAGGACAUCCAGCCGGCGCGCUACCAUGUGGCCUUCGGCCCCGUCAUCGAUGGUGACGUGAUCCCUGAUGACCCCGAGAUCCUGAUGGAGCAGGGCGAGUUCCUCAACUAUGACAUCAUGCUGGGUGUGAACCAAGGCGAGGGUUUGAAGUUCGUGGAGGGGGUGGUGGACCCCGAGGAUGGCGUCUCGGGCAGCGACUUCGACUACUCUGUCUCCAACUUCGUGGACAAUCUGUAUGGGUACCCUGAGGGCAAGGACACGUUGCGGGAGACCAUCAAGUUCAUGUACACGGACUGGGCUGACCGCGACAACCCUGAGACACGCCGCAAGACCCUGGUGGCACUCUUCACCGACCACCAGUGGGUGGAGCCCUCAGUGGUGACGGCCGACCUGCACGCUCGCUACGGCUCCCCCACCUACUUCUAUGCCUUCUAUCACCACUGCCAGAGCCUCAUGAAGCCCGCCUGGUCCGACGCAGCGCAUGGCGACGAGGUGCCUUAUGUCUUCGGCAUCCCCAUGAUCGGCCCCACUGACCUCUUCCCCUGCAACUUCUCCAAGAAUGACAUCAUGCUCAGUGCUGUCGUUAUGACCUACUGGACCAACUUUGCCAAGACGGGGGACCCCAACAAGCCAGUGCCCCAGGACACCAAGUUCAUCCACACCAAGGCCAACCGCUUCGAGGAGGUGGCCUGGUCCAAGUACAACCCUCGAGACCAGCUGUACCUGCACAUCGGGUUGAAGCCACGGGUGCGCGACCACUACCGUGCCACCAAGGUGGCCUUCUGGAAGCACCUGGUGCCGCACCUGUACAAUCUGCACGACAUGUUCCACUACACGUCCACCACCACCAAGGUGCCGCCACCCGACGCCACGCAGAACGCCCACAUCACCCGCCGGCCCAACGGCAAGGCCUGGACCACCAAGCGCCCUGCCCUGUCCCCCGCCUACAACAGUGAGGACGGCAAGGAGCCAUGGAGCCCGGAGCAGGAGGCCGGGACCCUGCUGAUUGAGAACCCACGCGACUACUCCACUGAGCUGAGCGUCACCAUCGCCGUGGGUGCCUCCCUCCUCUUUCUCAACGUCCUGGCCUUUGCUGCCCUCUACUACCGCAAGGACAAGCGCCGGCAAGACACACACCGCCAGCCCAGCCCCCAGCGCAGCGCUGGCAACGACAUGGCCCACACGCCCGAGGAGGAGAUCCCCUCCCUGCAGGCCAGCCAGGCACACCGCGAGUGCGAGCCAGUGCCCGUGCCAGCCCACGAUGCCCUGCGCCUGGCCGCGCUGCCUGACUACACGCUGACCCUGCGUCGCUCACCAGACGACAUCCCACUCAUGACACCCAACACCAUCACCAUGAUCCCCAACUCCCUGGUGGGGCUGCAGACCCUGCACCCCUACAACACCUUCGCCACUGGCUUCAACAGCACCGGGCUCCCCCACUCACACUCCACCACCAGGGUAUAGCUCCCCAGCUGCCCGCCUGCCCGCGCACGCACACACACGCACGCACACGCACGCUCGCUCACAGCGGACGCUGGGGCCGGGGUGGGGGCCCGGGCACUCCAACAGCGCACGGACAGGCUUGUCCAGCCCAGAGGGCAGAGCAGAGCCCCAGCUGGCGCACUGCGGACAGCAUGGGGGGGGGACAACUGGUGCCACCCCCAGCUCCUUCCUCCAUUUCUUUUUUAUUUCUCCAAGUGCUUUGACUCUCCUGCGCUGAUGCCGGGGUUGUGGGGCGCAGCCAGAGCCGCACAGCAGGACUGACCCCAGGGCAGGGGCACAGCCCUUAUGCCCUGCUCCCUGCUAGGGAGCCCUGGCCACGCCGACAGCAAAACGGACACAUGCGAUGGGCUGCAGAGCCUCUGCCUUGGCCCGUGGUCCGUUGGCCUCCCAGAGGCUGGGCCUCGUGCCAGGCAGCAACCCUGCCUGGCACAUGGGGCUGCCCAGAGCCCCUGGUCGCCUCCUGCCACGGGAGCCCAGGGGCGCCAGAAACUCGCCAUCAUCCAAAGUGCCGUGGAACACGCGCCCGCACUUUGCCGAGCCGCAGCGGCUGGGCAGGAGCUAGGGGGUGCCGUGCCCGCCCCGGGCUUGCCCUGCCCGCUGUGCGCUGCAGAGAACCUCUUUCGUGCGGGCGUUUCUCUUUGCAGAGACGUUUUUUAAGCAGAUCUUUAGUUCUUUACACACUAACGGAGUCGCCGCGUUUUGUCCUUUGUAAAGAUUUUAAACCAAGUGUUCUUGAUAUAAAAUAAAAAAGCCAGUUAGAAUCCCAGCGUGUGUGGCCCCGGCAUCCCCUGAGCCCCGGCAGCACGUGCUCCCAGGCCCUUCCUGACCUUUUGUAUUUUUUAUAUUCUCCCUCUUCUCUCAUGCUGCGUAUGCCAGCUGGGCACUACGUGCCAUGCAGCCCGUCUGUGACUGCCCCAGCCCUGCCCUGCCUUGCCCUGCCCUGCCCAACUGCCUUCCUGCCCCCACUCCCCAGGUCCAUGUGCUCGCCGGUCCUACCUUUGCUCCUUGCCCUUCCGGUGAGUGCCGCCCCUGCUGCACUGAUGCUGCUCAGCUGAGCCUGCCCUUGCGCCACCCUCAGGCCCCAGCCCUGGUCCCUGCUGCCCAGGUCCAUGCCCCCUUGCCUGCUCUGCCCUGUGCCCUCCAUGCCCCCUGCCUCCCUGGGGUCUUGCAGCCAGCCACCUCGGGGGUGGACGCGUGAACAAACCAGGGGGCCCAAGGCAGCCCACUUUGGAGCAGUGCCUGGGCAGCAUGCGGGGGGCCAGGGGAGGCAGCGUGUCCAGGUUGGCCUCAGCUGGUCCCUUCUGGGCCUCUGCACUUGGCAAGCAGGCCCUGUGCUUGGGGGCCUCUGGCCCAGAGCCCAGUCCCAGGGCAGCAGGGCUGGGGGUAGUGUUUGGAGGGAGCUAGCCUGCAGCAUGGCAGGAAAGGGUGGGCAGGGCUGUGGGGAGCAGGGCCUGCAGCUUGGGAGUGAGAGGCACUGCAGGCUUGGGGCUGGAGCUGGCUGAGGUGGGGAGGGCUGUGGUUUGGGGACACUGGGGAUGGGGAGCCCAGGGCAGGGGUGCAGCCUGAGGCCCUGGAGCAGAGCUACAGAGCUGUGGGGGCAGGGGGAGUCGUGCUGAGCGGCCUCCUCUGGCGCAGGAUUGGGCUUCCAGGUCCUCCGCAGUGGUAUUGCAGGGUCACUGCACUGGUGGCCGGCAGGGGCAGGAGAGCCUGAUCCUGAGCCCAGGGCUGGAGCAGGGGCCAGGGUGGGGUCCAUGGCCAGCAAAGCUGCUCCCCUCCACCACAGGGCGGCCACAUGCCCAGCACCUGCCCCCAGCUGGGGUAGACGAGGCCCAGACCAGCAUAAGGCUGGGGGUGUUGCUCCCCUGCCCCAAGGCUGGGACUGGGUGGUGCAGAUGGCAGAAUGUAUUUGUACCCAUCACCCCAGCGAGUAACCUGCUCCAAUAAAACUGAUAUUUUUA
Molecule: messenger RNA, 4957 nt
Organism: Alligator mississippiensis (American alligator)
Lineage: Eukaryota; Metazoa; Chordata; Crocodylia; Alligatoridae
Gene: NLGN3
Product: neuroligin 3
Exons: 8
Coding region: 390-2960 (856 amino acids)
Biological process (GO): synaptic vesicle endocytosis; presynaptic membrane assembly; chemical synaptic transmission
Cellular component (GO): cell surface; postsynaptic specialization membrane; synapse
Molecular function (GO): signaling receptor activity; neurexin family protein binding
Source: RefSeq, a predicted model, not a curated record